GGGACUGUUGCCGGGUGACCAUGACAUCAUAGACUAGCCCAACAGUGUCUUCUCAAGAUGUCUCAAACAUUGCUAGACAAUUUAAAUAAGAAAGAAUUGACGGAAACGUCAUGUACAAUCGAAAUCCAAGCAGCAUUCAUUCUCUCCUCCUUGGCGACUUUCUUCGGGGGACUAAUCGUCUUGUUCAUUUUCAGAAUAGCCUUGAAAAUCUCAAGAAACUGGAAAACCGUCAAGGGGCCAAGAGGGAUCUUGGAACUAUUUUCAUCACGUAGGAUCGAGGUUAAUCCUUUGAGAAAACUUUACUUUCAUGGAGUAUUUCGUGAGCGUAUCGAAAUGCUGCUUUCUGCGCAGACCAUUGUGGGGCAAGUGUUGGUGAUCCUCGUCUUUGUGCUAAGCAUCGGGUCUCUUGUGAUCUAUUUCAUCAAUUCAAUGGACCCUGUUCGAAAGUGUUCUUCAUAUGAAGACAAAAUUGUCCAUGUGGAUUUGAGUUUCAAUGCUUUCUUUAGUUUCUACUUUGGGUUGAGGUUUUGGGCAGCUGAAGACAAGAUCAAGUUCUGGUUGGAGAUGAAUUCAAUUGUAGACAUUUUUACCAUCCCACCAACCUUUAUUUCCUAUUAUUUGAAGAGUAAUUGGCUGGGUUUGAGGUUUUUAAGAGCUCUGCGGUUGCUCGAACUUCCUAAAAUCUUACAGAUCCUGCAAGUCAUCAAGACCAGCAAUUCAGUGAAGCUUUCCAAACUGAUGUCAAUCGUUAUCAGUACCUGGUUCACAGCAGCAGGAUUCCUUCACCUGACCUUUCCCUUGCCAUCUCUCUUUGGACAGGUAGAAAAUUCUGGUGACCCCUGGCUCAAUGGUAGAAACUCGCAGACGAUGUCAUACUUCGAGUCCAUUUAUCUGGUGACGGCAACAAUGUCAACUGUUGGCUUUGGGGAUGUGGUGGCCAAGACUUCCCUGGGACGGAUUUUCAUCGUCUUCUUCACCCUUGGAAGUUUGAUACUAUUUGCAAACUACAUUCCAGAAAUGGUGGAGCUUUUUUCUACCAGGAAGAAAUACAACAAGCCCUACGAAGCAGUCAAGGGAAAGAAGUUCAUCGUGGUCUGUGGAAACAUCACAAUUGACAGUGUGACUGCUUUCCUAAGGAAUUUUCUCCACCGGAAGGCAGGAGAAAUCAAUAUCGAGAUCGUGUUCCUUGGAGAGGCUCCUCCUUCCGUGGAACUAGAAACCUUGCUCAAGUGCCACACAUCCUGCACCACCUUUGUAUGUGGCACCGCGCUGAAGUUCGAGGAUCUGAAGAGAGUUGCAGUGGAGAACGCAGAAGCCUGCCUGAUCCUAGCCAACCCAUUCUGCAGUGACUUGCACGACGAGGAUAACUCGAACAUCAUGAGGGUGCUCUCGAUCAAGAACUAUUAUCCACAGACCAGAGUCAUCAUUCAGAUGCUUCAGUCCCAAAACAAGGUUUUCCUGUCAAGAAUCCCCAACUGGAACUGGAGUGCCGGAGACAAUAUCAUCUGCUUUGCAGAAUUAAAACUUGGAUUUAUCGCCCAAGGCUGCUUGGUGCCAGGGCUGUGCACCUUUCUUACGACUCUGUUUAUCGAACAAAACCAAAAGGUUUUUCCUAAACAUCCUUGGCAAAAACAUUUCUUGAAUGGCUUGAAGAACAAAAUUCUGACACAGCGCCUCUCUAACGACUUCGUUGGGAUGACGUUUCCUCAGGUCUCCAGGCUCUGCUUCCUGAAGAUGCAUCUCAUGCUGAUAGCCAUCCAACACAAGCCCCUCUUCCACAAUUGUUGCUCUCUGAUACUAAAUCCAUCAUCACAAGUGAGGCUGAAUAAGGACACCUUAGGGUUCUUCAUCGCAGAAUCCUCGAAAGACGUCAAAAGAGCCCUCUUUUACUGCUCCAACUGUCACAGCGAUGUGUGCAAUCCUGAGCUGAUUGGGAAGUGUGGCUGCAAAAACAGGAGCCGACAGCAACUCGUGGCGCCAACCAUCAUGGUGAUGCAAAGCAGCUUGAACGAAUUCGCCCCCACUGCAGAAAUUUACACUUCUAUUUCAAGAGAACAGACGAGCUCAGUCACCAUUUUAACAACCAGGAACAUGCCGGUUGACACAGCAGAUGAUUCGGACAUGCUAGACAGCAGCGGCAUGUUUCACUGGUGUAGAUCAAUGCCCUUGGACAAGGUGGUUCUGAAACGAUCUGACAAGGCAACACACGAGUUUCAGAACCACAUAGUGGCAUGCGUGUUUGGAGACGCCCACUCUUCCCUGAUGGGGCUCCGGAAUUUCGUGAUGCCCCUGAGAGCCAGCAACUACACCCGGCAGGAGCUGAAGGACAUUGUUUUCAUUGGGUCCCUUGAAUACUUCCAGAGAGAAUGGCGGUUUCUCCGGAACUUUCCCAAGAUACACAUUAUGCCUGGAUCUGCGCUCUAUACUGGAGAUCUGCAUGCAGUCAAUGUAGAGCAGUGUUCUAUGUGUGUUAUCUUAGCCACCCCUUACAAGGCACUGAGCAGCCAGCUUCUGGUGGACACUGAGACCAUCAUGGCCACCCUCAACAUCCAGGCCCUGCGGAUCAGCUGCCCUAUGUCAGGGUCUUCAAAGAAAGAAGUAAAUACAUCACCUACUUUUUCUAAAUAUGAAGGGAAGCAAAGAUACCAGCAGAUCCCCAUUCUCACUGAACUGAAGAAUCCCUCCAACAUCCACUUUAUUGAGCAGAUGGAUGGACUGGACGAAGCGAUCAAAGGAACAAGCUUGCACCUCAGCACUGCCUUCUCUACGGGUACUGUCUUUUCGGGCACCUUCUUGGAUUCUCUCCUGGCCACGGCUUUCUACAACUACCAUGUCCUGGAAUUGCUUCAGAUGCUAGUGACCGGAGGUAUAAACUCUCAGACGGAGCACUGUUUGGUUAAGGAGAAGCUGUAUGAAGGAAAUGAGGGCGGUGCCACCUUCUUGUCCGGGAGGACGCGGUGUAAGCUGGGACUCCUCUCUUUAGACGAAACCAUUCUAUCAGACAUUAAGCCGAAAAAAACCUUUGGACAGCUGUUCUGUGGCUCACUGGAUAAUCUGGGGAUCCUAUGUGUUGGCUUAUACCGUAUGAUGGAUGAAGGGGAGCACAAUUCAGAACGCAAAAGGUUUGUGAUCACCAGGCCGGCCAACGAGUGUCACUUGCUGCCCUCAGAUCUUGUGUUCUGUGCUAUUCCUUUCAGUAUCACCUGUGACAAAUCAGAAAGCAAUGCUUCAAUUCAGGAUCAAGACACCACGACAAAUGUGACAUCCAUGAGCCAGGGGUCGAACUUCCAGGGUGCCCAGAGUGCCCUCAAUGAGCACAGUCUUAGCCCAGCCAGUGCCAUGGGAGAGAAGAAAUCUCCUCAGCUUUUGAACUCUCGAGUCUAUCCUUUGAACUUAUUCGAUGCCAGUGACAUUGAUCCAGGAAAAUAAAGACGGAAGCAUGCUCUUUU
This is a messenger RNA of Rattus norvegicus (Norway rat), 3449 nucleotides long. The record is from RefSeq and is a predicted model, not a curated record. Lineage: Eukaryota; Metazoa; Chordata; Mammalia; Rodentia; Muridae.